Molecule: messenger RNA, 3801 nt
Organism: Dipodomys spectabilis (banner-tailed kangaroo rat)
Lineage: Eukaryota; Metazoa; Chordata; Mammalia; Rodentia; Heteromyidae
Product: collagen alpha-1(I) chain-like
Exons: 5
Coding region: 1-3801 (1266 amino acids)
Source: RefSeq, a predicted model, not a curated record
AUGCUCGUGGCGGCCCAGCUACCAGGACUCCCUACGGUGUCUGCUGGUCCUCCGGGGUGCGGGAGGCCGUCUCCCCGCUCCAGCAUGCACGCACCCGAGGCCCGCUCCCGGCCCAGAGCCACGGCCUGCUGCCCACCAGACGCCUUCCCUGUGCCCACCGAGGGUGCCCUCACCUUCUGGGACCUGGGCUCCUGGCCUCGGGUCCUGCUCGUGCCCGGGGCGCCCUGCCACUUCCUCCGAGCCUCUGCUGCUCACCCCACCCUGCUGCCCGCGCUCAGCGGCGAGCCUGGCACUGGGCCAGGCUGCCUGGGAGCCCAGCCCGGGCAGGGCGAACUUUCCAAUGAGGGCGGCUCGGACAGAGUGCCCGCCGGGCCCACGCCGGCUGCCACCACCCCGGGGCUCCGGGGGCUCCGAGGCUCCAGUGUCAGCCCAGGAAGGGCCAAGGAGAGCAGCAACCCUGGCAGGGCCUGGCGCUGUCUCCGCAGCCUGGAACACCAGAGCCUGGGCACCGCAGCCCGGGCACCGCAGCCUGGGCACCGCAGCCUGGAACACCAGAGCCCGGGCACCGCACUGGGCACCGCAGCCUGGGCACCGCAGCCUGGAACACCAGAGCCCGGGCACCGCAGCCUGGAACACCAGAGCCUGGGCACCGCAGCCCAGGCACCGCAGCCUGGAACACCAGAGCCCGGGCACCGCAGCCCGGGCACCGCAGCCUGGAACACCAGAGCCUGGGCACUGCAGCCCAGGCACCGCAGCCUGGAACACCAGAGCCCUGGCACCGCAGCGCGGGCACCGCAGCCUGGGCACCGCAGCCUGGAACACCAGAGCCCGGGCACCGCAGCCCGGGCACCGCAGCCUGGGCACCGCAGCCUGGGCACCGCAGCCCGGGCACCGCAGCCUGGAACACCAGAGCCCGGGCACCGCAGCCCGGGCACCGCAGCCUGGGCACCGCAGCCCGGGCACCGCAGCCUGGAACACCAGAGCCCGGGCACCGCAGCCCGGGCACCGCAGCCCGGGCACCGCAGCCCGGGCACCGCAGCCCGGGCACCGCAGCCUGGAACACCAGAGCCCGGGCACCGCAGCCCGGGCACCGCAGCCUGGGCACCGCAGCCUGGAACACCAGAGCCCGGGCACCGCAGCCUGGGCACCGCAGCCCGGGCACCGCAGCCUGGGCACCGCAGCCUGGGCACCGCAGCCUGGAACACCAGAGCCCGGGCACCGCAGCCCGGGCACCGCAGCCUGGGCACCGCAGCCUGGGCACCGCAGCCUGGGCACCGCACUGGGCACCGCAGCCUGGGCACCGCAGCCUGGGCACCGCACUGGGCACCGCAGCCCGGGCACCGCAGCCCGGGCACCGCGGCCCGGGCACCGCGGCCCGGGCACCGCAGCCUGGGCACCGCGGCCCGGGCACCGCGGCCCGGGCACCGCAGCCCGGGCACCGCAGCCCGGGCACCGCAGCCCGGCACCGCGGCCUGGGCACCGCGGCCUGGGCACCGCGGCCCGGGCACCGCGGCCUGGGCACCGCGGCCUGGGCACCGCAGCCUGGGCACCGCGGCCUGGGCACCGCAGCCCGGGCACCGCGGCCUGGGCACCGCAGCCCGGGCACCGCAGCCUGGGCACCGCAGCCUGGGCACCGCAGCCUGGAACACCAGAGCCCGGGCACCGCAGCCCGGGCACCGCAGCCUGGGCACCGCAGCCCGGGCACCGCAGCCCGGGCACCGCAGCCUGGAACACCAGAGCCCGGGCACCGCAGCCCGGGCACCGCAGCCUGGGCACCGCAGCCUGGAACACCAGAGCCCGGGCACCGCAGCCCGGGCACCGCAGCCCGGGCACCGCAGCCUGGGCACCGCAGCCUGGGCACCGCAGCCUGGAACACCAGAGCCCGGGCACCGCAGCCCGGGCACCGCAGCCUGGGCACCGCAGCCUGGGCACCGCACUGGGCACCGCAGCCUGGGCACCGCAGCCUGGGCACCGCACUGGGCACCGCAGCCCGGGCACCGCAGCCCGGGCACCGCAGCCUGGGCACCGCGGCCCGGGCACCGCAGCCUGGGCACCGCGGCCUGGGCACCGCGGCCUGGAACACCAGAGCCCGGGCACCGCAGCCCGGGCACCGCAGCCCGGGCACCGCAGCCUGGGCACCGCAGCCCGGGCACCGCAGCCCGGGCACCGCAGCCUGGAACACCAGAGCCCGGGCACCGCAGCCCGGGCACCGCAGCCUGGGCACCGCAGCCUGGAACACCAGAGCCCGGGCACCGCAGCCUGGGCACCGCAGCCCGGGCACCGCAGCCUGGGCACCGCAGCCUGGGCACCGCAGCCUGGAACACCAGAGCCCGGGCACCGCAGCCCGGGCACCGCAGCCUGGGCACCGCAGCCUGGGCACCGCAGCCUGGGCACCGCACUGGGCACCGCAGCCUGGGCACCGCAGCCUGGGCACCGCACUGGGCACCGCAGCCCGGGCACCGCAGCCCGGGCACCGCAGCCCGGGCACCGCAGCCUGGGCACCGCGGCCUGGGCACCGCAGCCUGGAACACCAGAGCCCGGGCACCGCAGCCCGGGCACCGCAGCCUGGGCACCGCAGCCUGGGCACCGCACUGGGCACCGCAGCCUGGGCACCGCAGCCUGGGCACCGCACUGGGCACCGCAGCCCGGGCACCGCAGCCCGGGCACCGCAGCCCGGGCACCGCAGCCUGGGCACCGCGGCCCGGGCACCGCAGCCUGGGCACCGCGGCCUGGGCACCGCGGCCUGGAACACCAGAGCCCGGGCACCGCAGCCCGGGCACCGCAGCCCGGGCACCGCAGCCUGGGCACCGCAGCCCGGGCACCGCAGCCCGGGCACCGCAGCCUGGAACACCAGAGCCCGGGCACCGCAGCCCGGGCACCGCAGCCUGGGCACCGCAGCCUGGAACACCAGAGCCCGGGCACCGCAGCCUGGGCACCGCAGCCCGGGCACCGCAGCCUGGGCACCGCAGCCUGGGCACCGCAGCCUGGAACACCAGAGCCCGGGCACCGCAGCCCGGGCACCGCAGCCUGGGCACCGCAGCCUGGGCACCGCAGCCUGGGCACCGCACUGGGCACCGCAGCCUGGGCACCGCAGCCUGGGCACCGCACUGGGCACCGCAGCCCGGGCACCGCAGCCCGGGCACCGCAGCCCGGGCACCGCAGCCUGGGCACCGCGGCCCGGGCACCGCAGCCUGGGCACCGCAGCCUGGGCACCGCAGCCCGGCACCGCAGCCCGGGCACCGCGGCCUGGGCACCGCAGCCCGGGCACCGCAGCCUGGGCACCGCAGCCUGGGCACCGCAGCCUGGGCACCGCAGCCUGGAACACCAGAGCCCGGGCACCGCAGCCCGGGCACCGCAGCCUGGGCACCGCGGCCUGGGCACCGCAGCCUGCUAGCUUCUCUUGUGUUCAUCACAGCAUCUCACCACUGCCCAGGCCUAAACACGCACUUCACCCCAGAGCUCCUGCGCCCCAGGCUGACCCCGGGCCCACCCGGUCCUGACCACAGGGCUGUCCUGCCAGUGAGUGCGGGGGGCCUCUCCCGCCUGCCCAGUGAAUGCGGGGCCUCUCCUGCCUGCGCCUGCCUGCCCGGUGAGUGCGGGGGCCUCUCCUGCCUGCGCCUGCCUGCCCAGCUCCUCCGCAUCCCCAGCACUGGCGAUGCCCAGCAGAGUGCCAGGCUGCCCGGGCACGCCAAGGUGGCCACGGCUUCCUGCUUCGGCUGGGCAGCUCAGGAGCCAGGCCCCCCAGGCCCCCCGGCCCCGGGCACGGGGCGGGCGGCUUGUCCGCCUUCCCGCAGGGGCUGA